This is a messenger RNA of Frankliniella occidentalis (western flower thrips), 2538 nucleotides long. RefSeq names its product rootletin-like. The transcript is spliced from 8 exons. The record is from RefSeq and is a predicted model, not a curated record. The annotation marks the transcript as partial. NCBI's taxonomy places the organism in Eukaryota, Metazoa, Arthropoda, Insecta, Thysanoptera, Thripidae.
ACUGAAGUGGAGCUCGGGCAGGUGGCCCGCGAGCGCAGCGACUUUAGUCACCAGCUGGCCGUGGUCGUCCGCCAGAAGGAAGCGCUCUCGGAGGAGCUGGGCCGCGUGCGCCAGCGGCUGGAGCAGGCCAGCGAGACCAACAGCAGGCUCAACCUGAGCCUCGAGGACCUCGUCAAGGACUGCGAGGAGAAGCAGGUGGUCCUGGAGGCCAACGACAAGGACAUCCAGCGCCUCCAGGAGCAGCUGGCCUCGCUUCGCAGCGAGAAGGAGGCGCUGGAGGCCGUGCUCUUCGACGCGCAGACGGGUUUGGAGGCGACGGACAACAAGCGCGCCAAGCUGGAGAAGGAGAACCAGGAGCUGCUCGUCAAGCACGAGGGGCUCAAGGGGCAGAUCACCCGCCUCACCAAAGACCUGGAGAACUCGGAGAAGCGCGCCCGCGAGAUGCGCGCGUCCCUGCUGCAGGCCGCCGGAAACCAGGAGGCCGAGUUCCAGCAGCAGAUCGCCAAGCUUAAAAGCACAAUCGAGGAGACGGUGCGCAAGCUCACCGACGAGAGGGAGCAAGUUCGUGCCGCGCUGGAGAAGCGCCUGCAGAGUGCCGUGACCCAGCUGACCAACGAGAAGGAGGCGGAAGUGGCCGCCCUCCAGGAGAGGAUCGACGCGGCACAGCAGCACCUGGAGAACGUGUGCCAGCAGCACGAAGAGGCGCUACUCCGCGCCGAGAACGACAAGCAGCAGUCGCUGCUUCUGGCGCAACACGACCAGCAGGCGCUGCAGGAGAAGCUGGAGUGCGUGCGGCGCGAGCUGGAGGAGGAGCGCGGCGUGCUGGAGCGGGUGCGGCGCGAGGCGACGGCGCGCGCCGAGCAGGACCGCGCCACGCUCAACCAGCUGCGCGACGAGCUGGCGCGCGUGCACACGCGCCUCGAGGACUUCAAGUGCAAGGCGGAGGAGGACCGCGCCCGCUUCGACGCGCGCGCCGACGAGCUGCUCCGCGAGCGCGACCUCUCGCAGCAGGAGAGCGAGGAGCUCAAGGUGCAGCUCAGCCUGUCCGAGGACCGCGUCGACCAGGUCCAGGCACAGCUGCAGGAGACGCUGCGCAAGCUCAAGGAGACCGAAAACGUGAGCGAGUCGCUGCGGAAGGACCUGACGGACGUCCGCCGCCAGCUCAGCGACUGCAGCUUCGAGAAGGACAAGUACUGCAGCACCAACCGCGAGCUGCGCGAGAUCGUCAAGCGGCUGGAGGGCGACAAGCGCGAGGCGGCGCGCGGGCUGGACGAGGCCGUGCAGAAGAUCGCCAUGCUGGAGGAGGCGCGCGGCGCGCUCGACCUGGAGCGCACCCGCCUGCAGGCGCAGGUGCGCGACCUGGAGCACGCGCACCUCACCGUGCAGCACAACCUGCAGACGGUGCAGGACGAGCUGGCGCGCACGCAGGCCGCCAACAAGCAGGCCGCCGGCGAGGAGAAGGAGCUGCAGGCGCGGCUGGCCGUGGAGACCGAGGAGCGCGAGCGAGCCUCGCAGGAGCUGCACCAGCUGCGCAAGCAGGCCGUGGAGCUGGACGGCGCGCUGGAGAUGGCCCGCCAGGAGAUGGCGCGCCUGCGCUCGCGCGCCGAGGAGGAGGGCGAGCGGUGGCGCGCGCGCGAGCAGGAGCUGGUCAUGCGCCUGGAGGACAGCCGCAACCGGGAGCGCAAGCUCGAGGACCAGAAGCACAACCUGGAGGUGUGCCUGGCCGACGCCACGCAGCAGAUCCAGGAGCUCAAGGCGCGCCUGGGCGGCGCCGAGGGCCGCGUGCGCGCCCUGGACCAGCAGCUGCUGCAGCUGGAGGCGGCCAAGAAGGACGCGGACCAGAAGCUGAGCAGCGUGGGGUCGACGCUGCGCCGCAUCGCCGGCAUCCAGCUGGACGGCAGCGUCAGCCUGCCCUUCCGUCUGCUCAGCCCGUCGCGCCGGUGGAGCCCCGCCAGAGCAGUCCAAGAGCACCACGACGGCCGAGGCGACAGCGUGGUUGAUGUGGACCCGGAGGUGAUCCGCAAGGGCGUACGCUCCCUCAUGCAGCAAGUGGCGCAGAUCGAACGAGAGCGGGACGACCUGAAGGCCCAGGUGACCGCGGCCAAAAAGCAGCUGGCCGAGACGCAGGAGCACCAGUCCAAAGGAGACACGAAACUCAACGCCACGCUGCAGAACCUGUCCCGCCUCCAGGAGGAGAAGGGCAGCCUGGAGAACCGGCUGGGACAGAAGCAAGCAGCGCUCCAGGCCCAAUCGGAGACACUGCAGCAGCGCACCGAGGAGGCGACGCAGCUGCGCGAGCGUCUGACGGCGCUGGAGCUGACGCUGCACUCGGGCGCGGAGGAGCGCGCCGUGUGCGAGGACAAGCUGGAUAAGGUGCGGGCCGCGUGCGGCCGCCUGGAGGCCGAGAAGCGCGCGCUGCAGGAGGAGCUGGGCCGCACCGAGUCGCGCGCCACCAAGCUCGAGCUGCAGCGCAUGGGCCUGGAGGGUGACCUGCAGCGGCUGCAGAUGGUGCUGCAGGAGAAGGACUCGCAUCUGGCG